CACAUCUCGACGAAAUUUUUCGCUAUGGAUUUGUUUAUUGUGAAUGUGUCGCAAAGAUUUUAAUUUUUUAAUUUCAUGCAAGAAUGAGUGUUUUAAAUGUUCCGGAUAGUGAAAGUGUAAAGUUUGACGAAAUGGGAGACGUUUUAGGAAAGGAGUCGGAAAAUUCUGUGGAAAUGCCCGUCGACACGGUGCCCGAACUUUGUCACGAUAACGAAGAGCCAUUCGAAAACACACCGAAAAAAACAUCGGAAAACUGCGAAGACAGUGUGAUUUUGAAUAAAUUGUCUCAGCUGAAUUUGGAUAAAACUGAAAUUGGCACGGAAAUCACAAAUGGUUUCAAUGGUGUAUCAGACAGUGAAAAUGAGAACGAAGUAGUUCAUAAGACUGAAGAGGAAAAGGAUGGAAUCGAAACUGAGAAAGUCGUUGAAGCAGCAUGUGACUGUCGGGUCUGCAGCCAUGCAAGAUCUUCACCAUUAAAAGAUGCAGAAGAAAUGAAGCAGCUUAGUUAUUUGGAGGUUUGCAAUUAUGUAAGAACGGUCUACCACACCUCAACUCAAAGGAUCUCAACGAACGAAAAAUAUCAAGAUCAUAUGAAAAAUUUUGUUAAUUUAUUGUGUAACUUAGACCCACAUGAAUUAUUUCACCGACUAGAAGCGCAAAUUGAAGACUUCAUCACGGAAAUCAAGGUCAAAUUGUUAGAACUUCUCAAAGAGGAAAAGCAAACCUCUGAUUUGCCUAGAGUUUUCAUCUCAGAGCUUUUGGAUGGGUACAAAAAACUCAUGAUGGGUGCAAUGAGACUAGAACCUGUUUUACACGAACUAGAAUCAGUCCAUCUGAGUAAAUUUCAAACCACUUGGAAGAUAAUCAACCAGAGCAUGUACUAUAGCUACGUCUAUUCAGAUCCUGCCAUCCAAAGUAAUAUGCCUGUAUACAUUUCAUUGCUAAGUAGUUCGUCUUCAGAAACGGCAGAAGUUGACAAGAAUCUGAUUAGGUUGUUCCUUAGUUUUGAUGAUGAGAUAUCUGGAGCUCUUCAAGCUUGGGCUGAAACAGAAGCCAGUAUCAAAGCUUACAAUGAAAGCCUGAAAGCGAAGCAGGAGACGUUAAACAAGGAAUGGCAUCAGUUCAAAACCAAAUUGGAAGCAGCUAUCUCUGAUAUCAAAGAGAUUAGUGGUGAUGAAGGAGCUGAAAUCAAAGACUUUUCAAAUUCAAUCGAGUCAUUGGGACUGAAAUCAAGUGAUGAUGGUAGUGAAGGCUUGGAGCAGGGUGAUUUAGGCUCAGAUGACUCAUACAAUGAAAACAGUGACUGCAGCAGUAUCAGCGAUGAUGACUCGGAUGCAGACAUCGAUUCCAACGGAGAUGAGCAAAGUUACGAGAAAGAAGAGCUUUCGGAUGAUGAGGAAAGGCUCAAAGAAAGUUCGGAUCAAUGUGGCUCCUCGCCUGAUAAGAUGUGCAUGUGCCAGCAUAGGAAAAGUGUCACGCAUCAAAGUGCGGCCAAUAUGACAAAAGUAGAUUCAAAAGUUUCUAACCAUUCUGCCACCGAUUAUCCACCUCCUGUAUUCUCAGCAGUGGCACAGUCGCGCGACAAGGAGGCGCAACUGUGCACUGAGGCCGCUCCACCGUACUCAGAAGCGGCACCUCCGUACUCGGAACCUGCCCCACCGUACUCGGAAACAGUGACUCCUGGUCAGAAUCCGACUUCCGCUCCUGCACCAGCGUCAGCUCAACCUCGACCUCCAGCCAAAGUUGCAGUGCCUCCCAAUAAAAGCCAUCCACAAGGUCACCUGUGUCACAAACAUGUGGGUCGUUCUAUUGAAGAAGAAGACACUUGCGCUGAACAUGCAGCCUGCAACAAGCGAGAUUCCCGUCAGUGUAGUUGUUGUUACUGUGAAGUAUUCGGCCAUGCAAUGACGUCUGUGGCUCCGGUCAGUAGAAAUUAUCAAGAGAUACGUGAUAGAUUAAGGUUCCUACUCAACAAAAAGAAGAAAUCCAAAUCAGCCCCAGCUAAUAAUAAAGCCAAACAGCAGCCAGCAAAGCAGCAGAAUCAACCGGCCGCCAAUAAGCAGAGUCCUAAGGAAGAAGUUAAAGACCCGCGUGAUUUAAAUGACUUGCUCAGUUUUAUCGAAGGCGAGGCACGCAUGUCCAAAAGUGCCGCAAAGAAAGCAGCUCGCAAAGAGUAUCUUGAAAGGAAAAAGCAAGAAGAAAUUGAACGCAAGAGGCGAGAGGAAGAAGCUGCAGAGCGCAGACGACUAGCAGAAGAAAGGCGAAAGGCUGAAGAGGAGGAAGAGCGACGGCGUAUGGAAGAAAUUGAGGCGCGUCGGAAAGCAAAAAGCAAGGAGAAGAAGAAACGGCACAAAGAGAAGAUGCGACAGCGUCAGGCUGAGGAGGCGGCAGCCGCAGCGGCUGCUGCUCUUGAGGCCAAAGAGCGAGGUAACCAAAAAGGGAAGAAGAGCAGCAAAAAGAAUAGUACAACCACAGCAAGCAACGCCAAAAAUACUGCCACUUCAAACGCUGGCGUUAAAACGAAUAAAAUAAGUCUCAGUGCUGCUUUGAGUAAACUAAGUCUCAAGGAGGACGACAAGAAGGAGCCACAGAUUGUGACAAUCAAGAGGGUCAUGGAGUCGAAUGGGGCUGAACCUACUGUUACCAUCACGCUCAGAGGCGCCACUCACAAUGAGGACAAAGUUUUGUAUACCCUCUUCAAUGGGCAAGUGCGACCACUGAAGAAUGAAAACUCCAACAAGACUAGUAACUCCAAUGCCACCAAUAACUCCAAGAAGAAAAAUAAUAAAAAUAAACCUGAACCUAACGUUAAUACCAAACAAGGUAAAAAUAGCAAUUCUAAAACCAGUAAAACAGAUAACUCAACUAAUUUAAGUAGGUCUAUCAAUGUAGAUAAGAAAAACAACAUUGUCACUCUAACACGAACGUCGAACAAUGAUGUGAGGGUGAAGAUGCAGCCACCCAAUAAUAGUAGUUACUCUCCGUUUCAAAAUAGUUCCAUGCAGGGAAAUACAUACCCUCCUAAUGGAUACCCUCCAAAUAACAGGUACCCGGCCAACAAUGGGUAUCCCCAAAACAACGGUUAUCCUGCCAAUAAUGGUUACCCCUCGAAUAAUGGAUUCCCAAUGAGUAAUGGGUAUCCCCAAAGUAACGGAUUCCCCGGUGGAUUCCCUGUUAGCAAUGGAUUUCCUACAAACGGUUUCCCACAAAGUAAUGGGUUUCCACCAAAUAAUAGUUUCUUCAACAAUGUGACGCUUACAAGGAACUCACCACAGGCGCCAAGUGGGUACAUGCCAAACUCUGAGCCAGCGUUCAAACCACCCUCUCUUCCGCUGCCAUUCAAGAGGUCCUCCGUAGUCCUGCCUGAACCUGAAUUGACCUCUCCUACGGCCAUCCAAAUUAAUAAUGCAAUCAACAAAUUGGCCCAGCCACACAACGGAAGUUUUGAUCUUGAGAAUUUGAAACUGCCGCCUGGAAUAACCAUUACGAAGGUUAACCCUGCCACUAUCGAAGAAAGGAGGCCUUUACAGUCUCGACAGCAGCAACAGCAGCAGCAGCAGCAACAACAUGAGCAGCAACAACAACAACAGCAACAUCAUCAACAACAACAGUUCCAACAGCAGAACUAUCACCAGCAAGAACGUUAUGAUCAACAACACAUGUAUGGUGGCCAGCCUUCGUCCUCCAACGUAAUUGUUGUAGAUACGGGUAAACUCCAAGCCUCAAAACAGUUCAUCGAUAGAUCAGAUAUCAGUUGUGAAAGUAUUAGUAAUAGUGCCAAGCGAAGGCGAAGGAAGAAGAAAAACGCAGAAAGCUCAUUGAACAUGCCGAUGAGCCAGUCACUCAGUAGUAGCAAACUAGGGCCAAAAGAUCUUGCAAAAAACUCUCAAGCAGCCAUCAUCAAAGUAAACGGCUCCAUGGUGACAAUCAGAAGUCCAGCACUGCAGCAAGCGCUUGAUUCGCAAAACCCUCACUCCGUAGAUCAGAGUAAAAAGAAGAAAAAUAAGAAGAAGAAAACAGUACCGGGACAAAGGCCCAAAGAAGAAUGGAAUCUAGACAACAUCUUUGCCCCGAAGGACAUCGACCUUGAGAAUGGGGACAUAGACGAUGACGAAAAAGAAUUAGAAGCAUUCAAAAGGUUUUGUCUCCAGUCAGUACCCCCCGAAAGGAAAAAGAAGGUGCACCUGAACAUCAAGGACAUUGUGAUGAAGAAAAAAGGCCCGCCCAUCAGCUGCAACUAAGCUUGCACCGCUGAAUUAGUCAAAGAAUUUAAUGAUACUUUCCUGGAGUCAGUUCCUUAGCGCACUGAUAGCUCAGUCUUCUUUUUGUGUCUUUGUCUUGGAAUGUUAUUGCAGCAAAAUUUAAUGUAAGAUCUGUGUGCUUUCAAUUAGAUGGAUUAACCAGCAGCCUAAUUUUUGAAAUGUCGUGUUUGUUGACGGGAUUAAACAAGUUUAUGGAGAAUGAAGUUAUGUGAUUGGUUGGUGCUCUGACUUGUGCGUCUUGUCCUGCUGAUGAAGAGUAAUCGAUGAGAAGCUAAAAGCACCUCUUGAGUUGCCGAUACUUUAUCCAUCCUUUUCAAUCCCAUUCUUUAUUGGCACGACGAGACAUUUAUUGGCACGACGGGACAUACAACUCCGAACACUGAUUAAGCUUGUAACUCCUCUUUCCUAAAUCUUGUCUUAACCUGUGGACAAACACAAAAUUUCAACGAUCAGGCUGCAGAGCCUUAUUAUGGUGACAGGCUCCUCAUCAGAGGUACUGCUCCUCUCUUUGCAUCUGGAAACUUUCCUCAGACAUCUGGUUUCUUGUUUGCCCCCUACAUAUUCAAAUUUGUCAAGGGAAUAUCCGCAAAAACUUCAAACUAUCCUGUAGCAAUCUGGUAGGUUAUGAAUAACAACUUUUGCCACAGAUUCUAGCUGUUUCUGGGAGUUGUCUUUUAUUAUCAACUAAAUUAACGCUUUUGGCUAUUUAUUUUUCACCCUCUCUUUUUGGUAAUUUUAAGAUUAGAAACUUAGGGAAAGGCCUUAAAUGAGAGCCUCAGAAAAUGGCUUCCCAAGCAGUUCACUGUGAUUUUAAUGUUUUAAAUGAUUUUUAGAAACCAUGUAAUCUACUUUGUGUGUUUUCAAUGUUGAAAAGGACUUUUUGUUUGAUUCAAGUUUUAUCUUUAAUAUUGUCCUGUCUACAAAUUUUACUAGACCUGUUACAGUCUUUUUGGUGGCUUUAAGUUAGUCUACUAAGGUUUCAAAAGAAUUCAGUUUACAAAGGCUAGGAAUGAUAGGAAGUCAUAGUUCUGUUGUCGUCCCAGCUGAGAUUACCUAUUUUAUCCCUUCUACAUAUCCACCCUGUUAAAGUCUCUACUUUUCACGAAAAACAGUUGUUACUCUGUCUGAGUUUUGCUGUGCUCUCAUUAUCUCAAGAUAUAUAAUAUAGUCUCCUGUAAUCUGCUUACCGGUGGAUAUUUUUUGUCAUGAUCUCGCUUAGAGAGUUUUGAGAUUUUCUUGCUCUGAUUGGGGGAUUUGGAAGCAUUUAUCAUGUAAAUUGAAAUCUAAGAACAAGUAAAUGUAUUCGUUCAGAUUAAGUCAAUUACCAAUUUUUAUUCUGGAAUGCAAGCCUUAUCAAUUUUUCACCCAUAUAAUUAGAGGGAUGUAUCUUUACACACUGGAACAAUUUCAUCAGUUUUUUUGUUUUCUUACACCUUCAUGAAGUUCUGACUAAAUGAUGGGACAGUGUAAUGACUGCGUAACAUGGAGUUUAAUGUUGAUAGGCCACAAAUGUUCAUCAACUCAAUUAAAACUGAGUAAAGAAAACACUUGUUUAAUAUGACUCCUGGCCUUUAUUAAUUUCGUUCAUUCAGUCGAAACAUCAUGCACUAUAAAAUCUGACAGCUGUAAGAUCUGACUAAUUGUACGACUGUCUCAUAUUCCAAGAUGGGAACACGCUGACAGUUCUACCACUAUACCUAUUUUUAUUUUUGGCACUUUUCUUGUGGGUUUGGUGAAAAUUGCACAUUUUUAAUGGAGAGUUUCACCGAUUUCGAGCUUACUUUCAUUAUUCUCAGUUUGAGAGUCCUCCACAAUGGGGAUUUUAAGUUGGUGGUUCUAAAGUGACGGCACCCAGAUAGUUGGUGUACAUAAAGGUUGAUUUUUAUUCCUCUAGCUGGGCAUUAACUGUACAUUUUCUCCUGGCCAAAAUCGAUUUACUAUCGCAAACCAGGUACCUCUCUGUGAUUUUAAGAUGGUUUCUAUGAAACUUUCAAUGUGUUAUUUCACCGUCACUUUGUGCAGAAGAAUUUUUGAACAAAGUAAUUAAUACUGAAUUGAAAAACACAAAGGAGUGCGUCCAAGUACUCUAAAAAAGAAGCAGUGUGAAUUUUAACGUGAUGUCUUUGCACUUUGUAAAUACUGCUCUUUUUUUAAAUCAUUACUACGUAAUUUUUACCUCUGUUUUCCUCAACUGCUAUGACUAUGUUGCUGUAUUCAUUUAUUGUUAAGUUUCUAGUAUUAUGGUAAGUUUAAAUUUUUCUAGCUUUUGGGAUCUAACUUCUUAAGAAACUUGUGUCCUAGUUGUAAAUAGACUAUUUCAGAAAACA
Bemisia tabaci is the source of this 6589-nucleotide messenger RNA. RefSeq lists its product as uncharacterized. The record is from RefSeq and is a predicted model, not a curated record. NCBI's taxonomy places the organism in Eukaryota, Metazoa, Arthropoda, Insecta, Hemiptera, Aleyrodidae.